Messenger RNA from Schizosaccharomyces japonicus yFS275, 966 nucleotides. Its product is annotated as para-hydroxybenzoate-polyprenyltransferaseCoq2. Gene Ontology annotation, cellular component: mitochondrion; membrane; mitochondrial inner membrane. The transcript has a single exon. The annotation marks the transcript as partial. Gene Ontology annotation, molecular function: prenyltransferase activity; 4-hydroxybenzoate polyprenyltransferase activity; transferase activity, transferring alkyl or aryl (other than methyl) groups. Gene Ontology annotation, biological process: ubiquinone biosynthetic process. The record is from RefSeq and is a predicted model, not a curated record. NCBI's taxonomy places the organism in Eukaryota, Fungi, Ascomycota, Schizosaccharomycetes, Schizosaccharomycetales, Schizosaccharomycetaceae.
UACUCGUCAAGCGAAACAAGCGAUCAACGGUGUAACGGCGUAAGAAGCAAGACCAAGGAAAAAAGGACAGCUUUGUUUGAGAAAAUCAAAACAUAUGGAUCAUUAUCAAGAGUGCAUGCGCCCGUAGGGACUAUAUUGCUCUAUUGUCCCUGUACCUGGUCAAUUCUUAUGGCGGCGUAUUCCAUUAAAGUUCCGAUAUUUUCCACUGUUAAAGUAUUGACUAUAUUUGCUCUCGGUUCCUUUGUUAUGCGUAGUGCAGGAUGCGUGAUUAAUGAUUUAUGGGAUAGGAAGCUGGAUGCCAAAGUUCGAAGGAGUUCCAAUAGACCACUUGCAAAUGGAAAGGUUGGUGUUCCUGAAGCUCUGGGGCUACUGGGUGUUCAAUUAUCUACUGCUCUCAUUAUAUUGUGCAGUUUAAACUCUUACACGGUGAAGUUAGGGGUCCUUUCAUUACUUCCUGUUUCGCUUUAUCCUUCUUUUAAACGGUUUACGUAUUAUCCACAAGCUUUUCUUGGUUUAACUUUCAGUUACGGUGCUCUCAUGGGUUGGCCCGCUUUAGUUGGUGCUGAUGCCAUGUUUUGGCCCGUCGUAGCACCAUUAUACCUAAGCUCUGUUUUCUGGGUAAUUAUGUAUGAUACCAUUUACGCACAUCAAGAUAAACUUGACGAUGUUCAUGCUGGUAUUUAUUCCACCGCUCUCAAGUUUGGAAAACGAACGAAGCCAGUUCUUUUUUUACUAGCUUCAAUUCAAUAUGUAUUUCUAUCGUUUGCAGGAAUGGCUAAUCACCAGGGCCCAAUAUUUUACUUACUUGGAGUAUGCGGUUCAUACAUAUCAACGCUACUGAUGAUUUUUAAUGUUAAUCUCAAUUCACCUAAAAACUGUAUGCAUUGGUUUAAACAAAAUUCAAAAAUGGGUUAUGCUAUAACACUCGCCAUUACUCUUGAUUGGAUUAUAUCAUUUCUUAAGUAA